AUGAAUAGACUGAUUAUUUAUGCGUUAGUGAAUCAUUUUAUAAAGUUUAUCAGCGGUUCGAACUCAAACUGCAGCGAAAAACACUGCUUGUAUACUCUGGACAAUUAUCUGCAUGACCUGGAUGGCAUACCUGAUAAUUACUGCUCUCAGAACGGAAGCCGUAAUGGUUGGUUGUUGGAGAUUUACGACGAAAAUGUUCAAUCACUCGUUGAUCAGUUCGUUAAGAUCAACAAUUUGAGAGGAAGAAAUUCUCUCCUUGGAGCAAGCAGGCUUCCAGUUGCUAUGACUUGGAUAAAUAAAGCUUCGUUUUAUCGACCAACUGAUAUUGUUGAGGAUUUGUAUGAGAACACAAUGGUAUACAUAACUACAGCCAGCGCGAGUACGGAUAAGCAAACAGCUGUGACUUAUGUGAAACACGACGCAAGAUUCCAGCUACAAGUUUUAUGCUCUAUAAAAUGCGAGUUCAUCACUUAA
Helobdella robusta is the source of this 474-nucleotide messenger RNA. RefSeq lists its product as hypothetical. The transcript has 2 exons. The coding region runs from base 1 to 474 and encodes 157 amino acids. NCBI's taxonomy places the organism in Eukaryota, Metazoa, Annelida, Clitellata, Rhynchobdellida, Glossiphoniidae. The record is from RefSeq and is a predicted model, not a curated record.